GCGAGGAGGGAGUGGAAGGAGUGUGGUGCAUGCGGCGCCGACCCCCGAGCAGCAGCCGCCUCAGUUUCUGGCCGGCCCGCCGACCGUUCAGUCAGCCUGUGGAAGAAGCAGCGAGCUGCCGCCGACAACGAGAAGGCUUUGUCCCCUCCUACCGAGGGAUUUCAACAAGCCUGUCACUUCGGAUUCAAACGCGCUGUGCCCUUGAAACCAUCGCGACGACAUGGCGGCGGCUUCCUGGAACCUGAUCCUGGUGGUUCUCUUCUUGUUGACGUGUGCAUCUGCUGCUGGACAGCAGGGUAGCCGGAAUGCAGCGGCUCCGUUCUCCGUCGGCGGGAGCAGCAACGGCGCGCCGCAGGGAUCUUUGGGCGGUGCCGCGGUGGGCCUGGAGCACCUUCAGGUGGCACCUGACCUGAAGCAGGCGCUGUCGUUGCGGGUUCCGCAGGACUUCCUGCGCGACCACUUGGGAGACUAUCACUUCCAGAACCCUAGCAUAUUUCUCAAGGCUCUGCUACAUCCGACCUACAAGACGCGAGAUCGCAAGAACCGCCACGACUCCUUCGAACCGCUCGACUAUAUCGGAUCUUUCGUCAUGGACUACAUCGUGUCCAGGUAUGUGCUGAUGCACGCUCGCAACAAGUCCCAGCAUCACAUGGCUGAGGUGAAGGCGUCCGUGCUACGCCAAGACUCGCUGGCCUACUUCGCCGUCAAGAACGACUUCCACAAGUACGUCUUCGUCGACCGGCCAGUCGAAAAGGCAUCGCUGAGGGAGUUCGCCGACGGUCUUCGCAACAUUCAAAAUCUGUCAGAUCUAAAGUACGCGAAGAAGAAGCGCAGCUUUGUCUACAAGUUCUUCAAGUCGGUCAUGGGUGCCAUUUUCGUCGACAGCGGCUACGACAUCCAGAAGGUCGAGCCAGUACUACUAAAGAUGAUCCGGAAGGACAUUGACCUUCUCCUGUAGGUCAACGAUCAUCGCCAGUGAUCACUGAGCACUCGUUAGCUCAUUGGAACUGUCUAUAGACUUGCGCUUUUUUAAUCACCUGAGGUGCCCCAGUCUGGACAGAAUGUAUGCUUUUCGGAUGUUGUUUCGAAUGCGUCGGGGUCCGUGAAGUGGUUUCAUGUAGGAUAAACGGCCUAAGGGGCCACUAAAAAAUUUGGAGUUCAAGGGCUGGAAAGUUUUCUCACAUUUACUGCCCUCAGUAAUGUCGCUAUCUCCCCCUCACCCCUUAAUUCUUCAUGAAACCCGUGGACAAUAUCAGGAGAAAGUGUCCGAUAUGUUAUGAAUUCACGAUUACCGGCUACACGUUGUUGCACCCACUUAUACAGUCGACGAAGCACAAAAGGAAGUUUAUACAGUUACUCAUGCUUAGUAGUCAUGCGAGACAAGGCAGAAGUGGCAUGCGAGUGCGUGGAAAAUCACGGUAGGUGACAAUUGACAAUUGACAUACCUUGUAUAUAGAUCGGUGAGAGCUUAUUUCCUCAUGACCUAACUGGAGGACGCUGCUGGUGUCAUAGUGUGUGUCGAAAAAACGUGAAACGCCAGAAAAGAAUAACCCGAACGUUCUUUGUGUUUUCAGGGGUUGCUUAGGGACCCUUUAAGAGCGCUGUUCGGUUUAGCUCGUUGCUUUCAGAUGUUCUGAUCCUAUAUAUGUGAGGUGGCAAUAUUAAAAAUGUUAAUAGCGUGCCAGUGCAAGAACGCAAUGCGCUUGCUUGUCAGCCUGAUUGAUUGAAUCACAUAAGUGCUCAUGUUGGCUUAUUCAGCUCAUUGUAACGGGAAGGGGGCUGUUAUUGAAUUGUAACUAGAGUGUUCACUUAGCUACCAGACGUGGUCAAAGCCUUUACAAUUAAAGUUUUGCACAAAAAA
Molecule: messenger RNA, 1861 nt
Organism: Rhipicephalus microplus (southern cattle tick)
Lineage: Eukaryota; Metazoa; Arthropoda; Arachnida; Ixodida; Ixodidae
Product: ribonuclease 3
Biological process (GO): siRNA processing; pre-miRNA processing; apoptotic DNA fragmentation
Cellular component (GO): nucleus; cytoplasm; RISC-loading complex
Molecular function (GO): ribonuclease III activity; RNA binding; deoxyribonuclease I activity
Source: RefSeq, a predicted model, not a curated record